This is a messenger RNA of Lemur catta (Ring-tailed lemur), 4385 nucleotides long. RefSeq names its product sphingosine kinase 2 (gene SPHK2). Gene Ontology annotation, cellular component: intracellular membrane-bounded organelle; cytoplasm; membrane. The record is from RefSeq and is a predicted model, not a curated record. The transcript has 7 exons. Gene Ontology annotation, biological process: sphinganine-1-phosphate biosynthetic process; sphingosine biosynthetic process; positive regulation of apoptotic process. Bases 1756 to 3726 code for a protein of 656 amino acids. Lineage: Eukaryota; Metazoa; Chordata; Mammalia; Primates; Lemuridae.
AGAUGUGGGAGCCUGCCCCGCAGGCCCAUGGUGCCAACACUAGAAUGGAGGAUCUGAAAGACAGAUCUAGGGUGACCCUACCCAAAGAUCUGAGGCCCCACACUCACCUUGACCAAAAGCCUUAGGUAAAUGUCCUGGCUCUUGGGCUCUUUUCGACGAACCUUUCGGUCCUUGUUGUGGCGGAUAUCGACUCCCUGCAGGGGUGAAAGGACAACCAUGGACCCAGUUCUGAAUCAGGCCAUUUACCCCAUAAAUGUUCACAAUUAUUACUUACCUCCAAGACUGAGCUGGGCCCCAAACUCUUGACACACCAGCUCAAUUCCCAGGUCCACCACUGGGAGACCCUGGACCACAACUGACCCCUCCAUAAAAAGCAGAUAUAUACAAAGCCUUCCCCACAUGGCACAGUACCCGGCAACACCUUAACAGAGUACCCAAAUUAAACAGUAAUGGCAACAAAUCUUUGCAUGCCCUAUCUCCUUCAAUCUAACAACUCUAUCAGGUAGUUUGUUAUCUCCACUUUAAAGUUGAAAAGCCCACCAUUCCCACUACUUCCCCGCCCUCCUUUUCUGAGUAAAUGAAGUUUUUCAGAUUGUCCUGAUAAUUGUAAGCAACUAUUUAAGCAUCAAUAAUUCCCACUUACUUAGCAAUUACAGUUUGAAAGACCCUGUGAUGAGCACUUCCUGUUAUUUCUUCCUAAAUGCGCAAACUUAUGAGAGGAGAUUACCAUGUCCCCGUGAAACGACAGACACGGGAGCACAAGCCUGGAAAGCAACACAAGGUGGGCAGAGAUGUGAGACUUAAGCCCGCCUAGUUCCAGAACCCGGGUACUUAACUCUCGACCCUGCCCCCAAGAACCCAACUUUCCAGACUACGAAGUGACAGUCAGGAAAGGCAAGUGGUUAACAGUGGCUGCAGGGCCAGCCACCUGGGUACGAAUCCUGGCUCCGCCACUUCCUGGCUUCGUGACCCAAACCAUAUCACUUAGCCUCCUAGUACCUCAAUUUGGUCAUCUAUUCAAUGGAGACGAUAACGUAAGUAGACAGGAGGAGCCAGAGGCUGACUCUGAUCCAUCCCUGGUCUCCGAGCUCCCACAGUAGCCCCCGGCCUUGGGAGUUGCCUCCUUCGGACACUCGCGGAACCCCUGCCUCCCUCCGGCAUGCCCCCAGCCCGAGAUCGCGGCGGAUGGCGGCGGAUGGUCAAGCCCUGAACACCACAAAGCGAGCUCACCAUGAUGGCGCCUCCUGCUCCGCCAGAUUCAGAAAGAGAGAACCGGCCCGGAAUGGGCGGGGAAAGCCUUCAGAGCGUGGCGGCGUCGUGACGUCACAUGAGCGCGACACGCCGCUCUACCACUCUCCGGGCUUCUCUGUGGCGAGUUGGAUGACUGGCCAGAUGGGCGACAACAGAAUAGGGCGGAGAAACAACCAAAGAGGAAGCAGCGCAACGUCAAGGAGGGCAGGGCCUGCACGUCGGGGGCCUCUCUGGCCCUACCCAGGUACUGUUCUCUAUAGUUUUCCGGAAGAAGGAUUUGGGAGCGAGUGAGAUGCGUGGAGCUAGGAGGACUCGUCGCACGGUGACGCUCUGGCCCGACGCCGACGGCCUCUCGGUGACUCCCGGAGGACCCCGCGGGCCGAGUAUUGGAGAGCCAAAGGCAAGGCGUGGACAGUGAGGCCUGACUCCUUGCCCGCGCCACCCUCCUAUGACAUAAGACCCGGGGCCAGGGUCCUGUUGAAAUAGCAGAGAGAGAGCCAGCACAUGAAUGGACACCUCGAAGCAGAGGAACAGCAGGACCAGAAGCCGGACCAGGAGCUGACUGGGAGCUGGGGCCACGGGCCUAAGAGCACCCUGGACAGGGCUGAGGCCAUGGCCCCGCCACCACCGCCAUUGGCUGCCAGCACCCCGCUCCUACAUGGCGAGUUUGGCUCCUACCCAGCCCGUGGCCCACGCUUCGCCCUCACCCUCACAUCGCAGGCCCUGCACAUACAGCGGCUGCGCCCAAAACCUGAAGCCCGGCCCCGUGGUGGCCUGGUCCCGCUGGCUGAGGUCUCAGGCUGCUGCACCCUGCGAAGCCGCAGCCCCUCAGACUCAGCAGCCUACUUCUGCGUCUACACCUACCCUCGGGGCCGGCGUGGGGGCCGGCGCAGAGCCACCCGCACCUUCCGGGCAGAUGGGGCAGCCACCUACGAAGAGAAUCGUGCUGAGGCCCAGCGCUGGGCCACUGCCCUCACAUGUCUGCUCCGAGGACUGCCGCUGCCUGGGGAUGGGGAGAUCACUCCUGAGCUUCUGCCAAGGCCACCCCGGUUGCUCCUGCUGGUCAAUCCCUUUGGGGGGCGGGGCCUGGCCUGGCAGUGGUGUAAGAACCACGUGCUGCCCAUGAUCUCUGAAGCUGGGCUAUCCUUCAACCUCAUACAGACAGAACGACAGAACCACGCCCGGGAGCUGGUCCAGGGGCUGAGCCUGAGUGAGUGGGAUGGCAUCGUCACUGUCUCAGGAGAUGGGCUGCUCUAUGAGGUGCUGAACGGGCUCCUAGAUCGCCCUGACUGGGAGGAGGCUGUGAAGAUGCCCGUGGGUAUUCUCCCUUGUGGCUCGGGCAAUGCGCUGGCUGGAGCAGUGAACCAGCGUGGGGGGUUUGAGCCAGCCCUGGGUCUCGACUUGCUGCUCAACUGCUCACUGCUGCUUUGCCGGGGUGGCGGCCACCCGCUGGACCUGCUCUCCGUGACACUGGCCUCAGGUUCCCGCUGUUUCUCCUUCCUGGCUGUGGCCUGGGGCUUUGUGUCGGACGUGGAUAUCCAGAGUGAGCGCUUCAGGGCCCUGGGCAGUGCCCGCUUCACCCUGGGCACAGUGCUGGGCCUUGCGACAUUGCACACCUACCGUGGACGCCUCUCCUACCUCCCUGCCACUGGGGAGACUGCCUCACCCACCCCCACCCAUGGCCUGCCCCGAGCCAAGUCAGAGCUGACCCUGGCCCCAGACUCAGCCCCGCCCAUGGCCCACUCACCCCUGCAUCGAUCAGUGUCUGACCUCCCCCUGCCCCUGCCCCUGCCUAAGUCUGCCCUGGCCUCCCCUGGCUCGCCUGAACCUCUGCCCAUCUUGUCCCUCAAUGGUGGGGGUCCAGAGCUGGCUGGGGACUGGGGUGGGGCUGGGGAUGCUCCUCUGUCCCCGGAUCCACUGCUGUCCUCACCUCCAGGCUCUCCCAAGGCAGCUCUACUCUCACCUAUUGCGGAGGGGCCCCCAGAAAUUCCCCCAUCCUCUGGGCUCCCGCCUCCCACCCCUGAUGCCCCAGUAGCAGUGUCUACCUGGGGCCCACCUGACCACCUGCUGCCUCCACUGGGCACCCCACUGCCCCCAGACUGGGUGACCGUAGAGGGGGACUUUGUGCUCAUGUUGGCCAUCUCGCCCAGCCACUUGGGCGCUGACAUGGUGGCGGCUCCCCAUGCACGCUUUGAUGACGGCCUGGUGCACCUGUGCUGGGUGCGAAGUGGCAUCUCGCGGGCCACACUACUGCGCCUUUUCCUGGCCAUGGAGCAUGGUAGCCACUUCAGCCUGGGCUGUCCGCAGCUGGGCUACGCUGCGGCCCGUGCCUUCCGCCUUGAGCCGCUUACUCCUCGCGGUGUGCUCACGGUGGACGGGGAGCAGGUGGAGUAUGGGCCGCUGCAGGCGCAGAUGCAUCCUGGCCUCGCUACUCUGCUCACUGGGCCUCCUGGCUGCACUGGCCUGGAGCCCUGAUCCCAACCAAACUCGGAACCCGCCGGGGGCGGGGCCUACAUUCCAAGGGGGCGGAGCCUGAGCUAGGACGUAAGGCCUGGCUGCCAAAUUUGGGGCGGUGGCUCCCACGUGCAAGGGCCCUGGCCCUAUCUCAGGAUUGUGCCCGUCCUCAGGGGACCCGACGUGACGCUGGAGAGUGGUCUGAGUUCCAGGGGGUGGGUGUCGUCAUGGUUAGAGAUAGAUGGGCUCGUCCCCCAGAUAGUGCCUGACCGAGAGGGUGGGGCCUGGCCUCUGAGCUUUGGCCGCCCCUAAGUCAGCCCUGACCGCCCCCCCCCGUCCGGCUCGUUGAAGGCCCGGGCGGCUGAGGGCGGAGCCUGUCUUAAGCGUCGCCCAUUGACGGUGCCUGGAAUGUACGAGCCGGGGGAGGCCUUAGUUAAUUGGCCAGUCAGGGCCCGGGUCUCGCCCUAUCCACUCCGGUGCCUCCACUUAACUGGCCAAUCAGCCCAGGAGGGGCAGGUUCCCCGGGGCCGGCGCUCGGAUUUGCACUAAUGUCCCUCCCUCCGCGGGUGGGGGUGAGGAAAUUCAUAUCUCUUGUUCUGUCUCAUGUGCGUCCCUCCUCCCCAAUCUAAAAAGCAAUUGAAAAGGUCUAUGCAAUAAAGGCAGUCGCUUCAUUCCUCCCA